UUCACACGGUGACUGGUACAGAAAAUCCCGCGACCUAGUACGCCACUUCCGCCACUGUUCAUACAUUGUUUGAAACGUGUUUCAAACGGUUUUGUUUUACAAAACUAUCUGAUCUAACGAAAUAAACAUGAGCAAAGCACACCCGCCCGAGCUGAAAAAGUUUAUGGACAAGAAGCUUUCACUUAAGCUCAAUGGUGGCCGUCAUGUUCAGGGCAUCUUGCGUGGAUUUGAUCCCUUCAUGAAUCUGGUCGUUGAUGACAGUAUAGAAAUGGCUCCUGGAGGACAAAUGAACUCCAUUGGGAUGGUGGUGAUUAGAGGAAACAGUAUAAUCAUGUUGGAGGCUCUUGAACGAGUAUGAGGAUGAUGCCCACUUUUUUUCCCCUGCUUUUUUUUUCUCUUUUUUUUUUUUGUAUCCAGCAAAUAUGGAAAAAAUGGAUUUCUCAUGUCUGUUCACAACAAAGACUUAAUAUUAAAGCAGAAAUCCUUGAUUGUGUUGAAAAAUAUUGUUUUAUAAACACCUUCCUUGUUUUAUGUACUUUCCUAUGUCUGUAGAAAUUUGUGUACACAAUUCAUACAUUUUUGUGAAUAAAUGGACUACAGUGUGAA
This is a messenger RNA of Sinocyclocheilus rhinocerous, 606 nucleotides long. Its product is annotated as small nuclear ribonucleoprotein G-like. Gene Ontology annotation, cellular component: spliceosomal tri-snRNP complex; U2-type prespliceosome; U12-type spliceosomal complex. The coding region runs from base 128 to 358 and encodes 76 amino acids. Gene Ontology annotation, biological process: spliceosomal snRNP assembly; mRNA splicing, via spliceosome. NCBI's taxonomy places the organism in Eukaryota, Metazoa, Chordata, Actinopteri, Cypriniformes, Cyprinidae. The record is from RefSeq and is a predicted model, not a curated record. The transcript is spliced from 4 exons. Gene Ontology annotation, molecular function: RNA binding.